AUGCCCAAAGCCUUUGACGUGACUCGCCCCACGGCCAAGCCAGGUGAAAGGGCAGAUCUACAAGUCUUCGAUCUGGCAAACGAUUCCCCCGGCUAUAUACCCUCCACCGCUCCCGACCACCCUAACCCUCCUAUCCCCUUUGAACCUCCAUCGUCCCGCCCGAGAAAUCCAGCUGCUCCGGACGACACCCUACCACCGUCUCUCCCAGUCACUUCCAUCCACCAUUAUCGCAGUCUAGCCGGCAACAGCACUUUGAACUCGUCUUCCCGUCGUCGCCGCCGCCGUAGUAGCACUCCAGAUAAUUCCGGAUACACUGCUGAGGAGACAGGAGGCCGUUUGGGAGACCGCACGGCUAGUGAGGCCGGUUCUCAGGAGCAAAGCAGAAUCCAGCCACACACCCAAUCAGAGGGCCAUUCGCCAUUCCCCAAGCGCAGGCGCCUGGCAAAUAUGCGGCCCGAUGGAAUUUCGAGUACAAAUGGCCCCUCUCAAGCGUCUAACGGCUCCAUUGCGUCGCCAUCCCAGAAGUCAGGUCUCUCACACGCCCUCAAUGGCCAGGCCUCUUACGCCCCCUCCAAUGGCGAACUACAAACGAACGGAUCACAGAAACCCUCGAAUACUUCCUCAUAUUUUGGCCACGAUCGAGAAGAAGUCACCCGGAUUCUAAUACAGAGUCUGUUUGAGCUUGGCUAUCAUGGAUCAGCCUCGCUAUUGAGUAAGGAAAGCGGGUAUCAGCUGGAAAGUCCUGGUGUCACUAUCUUUCGAAGCGCGGUCCUUGACGGGAGAUGGUCUGAGGCGGAGAGAAUCCUGGUGCAGUCGUUUUAUCCCGAUGGGAAUGGGCGGAUGCUCAACAAUGGCCGUGAACAGCUUCCGGCCAAGGAAAAGUUGGUACUGGUGGAGGAUGCCGAAUUAAAUGAGAUGCUUUUCUAUUUGCGGCAGCAAAAAUUUUUGGAGUUGUUAGAAGCCCGUGAUCUUGCAGCGGCGCUGAUGGUUCUUCGGCAUGAACUAACGCCCCUUAACUAUGAUAUCGGACGUCUCCAUGCUCUAUCUAGCCUCCUCAUGUGCCCUCCAGAGCAUCUUCAUGACCAAGCUGGCUGGGAAGGGGAAAUGAGUUGUUCUCGGGAGCGACUAUUAUCUGAAUUAUCAAAAUCAAUAUCCCCAUCCGUCAUGAUUCCGGACAACCGUCUCGCCAUCUUAUUAGACCAUGUCAAGCAAAACCAAAUCAACCAGUGUCUAUAUCAUAAUACUGCAUCCCCUCCAUCCUUAUAUUCGGAUCAUAUGUGUGAUCGAAAUGAUUUCCCUCUCCGAAUAGGGAUCGAGUUAAACCAACACUCCGAUGAAGUCUGGUAUUGCCAGUUUUCUCACGAUGGCACGAAACUAGUCACGGCGGGCCGAGACCACAGCGUCAUCAUCUACGAUACAAGUACGUUUACGGUGCUGCAUAAAUUGGUAGAUCAUGAUGAUGGUGUAGCCCAUGCUAGUUGGAGUCCGGAUGACACAAAGCUCAUCACAUGCUCUCAAGACAAGAAGGCUCGCGUCUGGAAUGUUGAGACGGGUUGCUGCCUAUUAACCAUCAACCACCAUCGGCAACCAGUCACAGCUGCAGCAUGGGCUGCAGACGGCGAGUCCUUCGUGACGGCUUCCCUUGACUUGAGCUCGCAAUUAUGUCACUGGAGCUUGCGUGGUCAUUCCAUAUAUACGUGGCCAGGAGGUUUCCGCGUCCAAGAUUGCGCUAUCACCCCGGACGGGCGGCGGUUGCUGGCGGCCGAUGUGGAGGAGAAAAUCCAUGUCUACAACUUCCUGACUCACGAGGAGGAAUAUUGCCUCGCCCUGAAAAGCAAACCCACGUCCGUAGCUGUCAGCAAAGACUCCCGUCAUAUGCUCGUCAACCUUUCAGAGGGCCAAAUACAGCUGAUCGAUAUCGAUACCACUGAUGUCAUUCGGCGCUUUCAAGGUCAGAAACAGGGCUCUUUUGUUAUCCGGAACUCACGUGUCUACGUUUGGCACAAAGAAAAUGGGACUAUCGUGGAGACCCUAGAAGGACACGUUUCCGGGUGUGUCAAUGCAAUAUCUUGGAAUCCAACCAACCCGGGAAUGUUUGCAUCUGCCGGAGAUGAUUGCUUGGUCAGGAUCUGGGCCCGAGAGCGUGAACAACCUCGUCAUGCUUCGGCGGCCAAGCACCAAGCGCUAUCGGCAAGUGGCUUUGCGCGAACUAGUGCUUUGCGAUCAACAUCAAGUUUCUAA
Messenger RNA from Aspergillus tanneri, 2241 nucleotides. RefSeq lists its product as uncharacterized. Gene Ontology annotation, cellular component: GID complex. The coding region runs from base 1 to 2241 and encodes 746 amino acids. The transcript has 7 exons. NCBI's taxonomy places the organism in Eukaryota, Fungi, Ascomycota, Eurotiomycetes, Eurotiales, Aspergillaceae. The record is from RefSeq and is a predicted model, not a curated record. Gene Ontology annotation, molecular function: protein binding. Gene Ontology annotation, biological process: proteasome-mediated ubiquitin-dependent protein catabolic process.